UGCAAUGUCUGAGUCGUUCGGCGAGGACCAAAGUGGAGGGGGGUGAAGGGACCAGCGCAGAAAAAGCUGAGGGGUCCGACUACAAGUUUCAAGAAACCUGUCGGUCCAAUGGUCUUUGAGUAUGACAGGGUAGGACAACCUACAGGCAAAUGGCGUCGUCAGUAUGCUGUUCAAGUUGGGAUUUGUGCGCGUAAAAUCCCCAUUACUCUUCGUUUGAGCGACGUACCUAUUGGCUUGAUAGACACGUUUUGGAAUGAUACACGGAGUCUAUUUAACAUUCCAAAUGAGUACGCCAAGCGAAGGGUGUUUGAAUCCUUACUUGCGACAAGAUUCAGAGGGUUCAAGACCACCUUAGUUCGUCGGUUUAUCACAAAGAAGCUUGUGAGAAAACCAAAGAACAAGAAAGAAGGUGGCAUGGAUGAAGAAGUCAUCGAUGAAGAGAAACUCCCAUGGCAAAUAUGGCCUAGUGUAUCAAAGGAAGAUUGGGAUGCUUUCGUUCUUCAAAAAAGCAAAAAAGAAGCAAUUGUAAGUUCAAGUAACUCUGAUGACAAUUGUAAAAUAUAUUUAAUAUUUUGGUAGUUUUGAAACUAAUAUGUCUAAAUAUGUAGGAAAUAAGAGAGCAGAAUUCCAAGAAUGCAUUGCAGAAGCAAUACUACCAUCGUGUGAGGUGUAUGACGUAUGAUGAAUGGAGGGAGACGUGGGUGAGUGAGGGAGUAUACCCCACUUCGCUACUAGGGU
Molecule: messenger RNA, 738 nt
Organism: Chenopodium quinoa (quinoa)
Lineage: Eukaryota; Viridiplantae; Streptophyta; Magnoliopsida; Caryophyllales; Amaranthaceae
Exons: 2
Coding region: 109-579 (156 amino acids)
Source: RefSeq, a predicted model, not a curated record